Messenger RNA from Kwoniella botswanensis, 3276 nucleotides. RefSeq lists its product as uncharacterized. Gene Ontology annotation, cellular component: nucleus. NCBI's taxonomy places the organism in Eukaryota, Fungi, Basidiomycota, Tremellomycetes, Tremellales, Cryptococcaceae. Bases 1 to 3276 code for a protein of 1091 amino acids. Gene Ontology annotation, biological process: RNA catabolic process; maturation of 5.8S rRNA. The record is from RefSeq and is a predicted model, not a curated record. Gene Ontology annotation, molecular function: RNA binding; RNA helicase activity; ATP binding. The transcript has 11 exons.
AUGGCGCCAAAAGGUAGUAACAGCAACUCCUCUGCUGGACCAUCGACUCCACGAGAGAAAAAACAUAAAAAGCGGAAUGCUAAAGAACGAAGUGUCGAAACGUCCGAUCGACCGAUCAAGUCUGCUAGAAUAGAUGAAAUCGACAACGACGAUGAUGUAGAAGAAGAGGAGGAGAAUGAGACCGCACAAGCUGGAGGAGACGCUAUGGAUAUGCUAGAUUCUGGUAUAGGAUCCUCGUCAAAGAAUGGUGAUGCUAUGGAAGCGCUGGAAAGUGGUCAAGAUGUGGAAGGUGCAACGGUGGUAAAAGCCGAUGAGUUUGAGACGGAGGCUGAGAGGGAGGUGGAAGCUUCCAAAGGUCUUGAUGGAGCUGCUGUAGGGGAGGAAGGAAAGAUGAAAUUGGUUCACCAGGUCCGACAUCAAGUUGCCGUUCCACCCAAUUACCCAUACAUACCGAUAUCGCAGCAUAAACGAAAUGACCCACCCGCAAGAGAAUACAAAUUCACAUUAGAUCCUUUCCAGUUCGUCGCUACUUCAUGUAUAGAACGCAAUGAGUCGGUGCUGGUCUCAGCACAUACAUCAGCAGGUAAAACAGUAGUAGCUGAAUUCGCCAUCGCUACUUGUCUGAAAGAAGGAAGGAGAGUGGUUUAUACCAGUCCUAUCAAAGCAUUAUCAAAUCAGAAAUAUCGAGAAUUCUUAGAAACGUUUGGUGAUGUCGGAUUGAUGACUGGAGAUGUCACCAUCAACCCUACUGCGUCUUGUUUGGUCAUGACUACGGAGAUUCUGAGAUCCAUGUUGUAUAGGGGUUCAGAAGUUAUGAGGGAAGUAGCUUGGGUGAUAUUCGAUGAGGUGCAUUAUAUGCGAGAUAAGGAACGAGGUGUCGUGUGGGAAGAGACCAUCAUCCUACUCCCCCACACAGUCCGAUACGUCUUCUUGUCAGCCACUAUACCCAAUUCUAUGGAAUUUGCAGAAUGGAUAACGUCGACACACGAACAACCAUGCCAUGUUGUAUAUACAGACUUUCGUCCUACGCCCUUGCAACACUACCUGUUCCCCGCUGGAUCCGAAGGAAUCUAUCUGGUCGUGGAUGAAAGAAGUAACUUUAGAGAAGAUAAUUUCCAAAAAGCCAUGGCUGCCCUGGCAGCAGGGCAAGGCGAAGAUUCAGCCGAUCCAAACAGUGGAAAGGGCAGGAAAGGGAAUAAAACCAGGAAAGGCGGAGCUAUGAAAGGUGAAAAAUCCGAUAUAUACAAGAUAGUGACAUUAAUCAUGCGACGAAACCUCAACCCAGUCAUCAUAUUUGCAUUUUCAAAGAGGGAAUGUGAAGAUUUAGCUAUGCAAAUGCAAAAAUUCGAUUUCAAUACACCCGAUGAAGCUUCGACCGUUCAACAAGUAUUCGAAAAUGCCAUUAGUGGAUUAUCAGAUGAUGAUAAGAAAUUAUCUCAAAUAGAAGGUAUCUUACCACUCCUUAAAAGAGGUAUUGGAAUCCAUCAUGGUGGUUUGUUACCUAUCUUAAAAGAAGUAAUAGAGAUUUUGUUCCAGGAGGGAUUGAUCAAAGCUCUUUUCGCUACUGAGACGUUCUCGAUUGGAUUGAAUAUGCCUGCGAAGACGGUCGUUUUUACCAGUGUUAGGAAAUUCGAUGGGAAAGAUUUCAGGAAUUUAUCUGGUGGUGAAUACAUCCAGAUGUCAGGAAGAGCCGGUCGAAGAGGUUUGGAUGCACGAGGAAUAGUCAUCAUGAUGUGUGACGAGAAGAUCGAGCCUGAUGCCGCCAAAGGGAUGGUCAAAGGUCAAGCAGAUAGAUUGGAUUCAGCUUUCCACCUAGGAUAUAAUAUGAUCAUCAACCUGAUGAGAGUCGAGGGAGUUAGUCCGGAAUAUAUGUUGGAAAGGUGUUUCUUCCAGUUCCAGAAUAGUAUGAGUGUACCUGUUCUGGAGAAACAAUUGAAAGAAGCGGAGGAGGCUAGAGAUGUGAUAGUCGUAGAGAAGGAAGAUGAGAUUAGCGAAUAUUACGAACUUCGACAACAACUGAAAGAAAAAGGUCAAGAUUUCCAAGCUGUCAUUUCACACCCUUCUUACAGUCUGAAAUUCUUGCAGGCUGGUAGAUUGGUGGAGAUCAGAGAUGGGGAUAAAGAUUUCGGUUGGUGUGUAGUUGUAGCUUACAACAAGGUCAUUAAUCCUAAAGGUCGGACACCGAUAUUCACCGAAUCUGAUCCACCUCAAAAACAAUACGUUGUUGAUGUACUUACGAAAGUAGCUUCCGGUACGGCUUCUGGCAAUCCUAAAGAUAGAUCUUCAUCUGCUUUGAUCCCACCCUCCGGGAACGAUCAAGGUGAGGUAGCUAUCAUAGCUUGUUCACUCACCACUGUACAGGCUAUCUCUCAGUAUAGAAUCAACUUGCCUAAAGAUCUGAGGGGUCAGUCGGAAAAGAACACUGCUUUCAAAGCUGUUGGAGAGAUCAAGAAGAGAAUGAAAGAUGGUCCACCCCUUUUGGAUCCAAUCAAAAGUAUGGGUAUUGAAGAUAAGAGUUUCAAGGAGCUGGUAAAGAAAAUUGCCAUUCUCGAACAACGAUUGGGAUCAUUACCCAUAACGACGUCUAAAGACUUACCAAGGUUAUAUGAUUUGUACGAUCAAAAACAAGAAUCGAUCAAUAACGUCAAACAGCUCAAACGAAAGAUCAACUCGGUACAUGAUAUAUUGCAAUUGGAAGAGCUCAAAUCUCGUAAGAGGGUAUUAAGAAGAUUGGGUUUUACAACUUCGGAUGAUGUUGUUGAGAUGAAGGGAAGGGUGGCAUGUGAGAUUUCGACGGGUGAUGAGUUGAUGUUGACUGAGAUGAUGUUUGGUGGAACGUUUAAUGAUUUGACGCCGGAACAAUGUGCGGCUGUUUUGAGUUGUUUUGUAUUCCAGGAAAAGUCUGAGGCCAAAGUCCGCCUGAAAGAGGAAUUGGCAGCUCCCUUACGUGUACUGCAAGAAACGGCAAGGAGGAUAGCAAAGAUAUCCAACGAAUCUGGUAUACCCAUCGUCGAGGAGGAAUAUAUACAGAGUUUCAAAGUGGAAAUGAUGGAUGCGGUCUUACAGUGGUGUAAAGGUGCCAAGUUUAGUGAUAUUUGUAAUCUCACGGACAUAUUUGAAGGAUCAAUCAUCAGAUGUUUUAGGAGAUUGCAGGAAUUGAUUCGACAGAUGGGUCAAGCUGCACAUGCUAUUGGUAAUACCGAAUUGGAAGAGAAGUUCGGAAAGAGCAUGGAAUUGCUUGAAAGACCUAACACUGUGGUGUUCAAUCCAUCGUAA